This is a messenger RNA of Fragaria vesca subsp. vesca, 1164 nucleotides long. RefSeq lists its product as uncharacterized. The transcript has 2 exons. The record is from RefSeq and is a predicted model, not a curated record. Lineage: Eukaryota; Viridiplantae; Streptophyta; Magnoliopsida; Rosales; Rosaceae. The coding region runs from base 1 to 1164 and encodes 387 amino acids.
AUGAAUCAUUUGACAAAAUGGUUAAUGAAAGAUCAAGAAGAGGCCGUUACGAGAAACCAACGAAAAUCCAUGAUGAUGUCUGCUGCUGCCUUGCAAAUCCAAGAUCUGGAAGAAGAGGAUUCACAAUGGGGUGGUUCUUCGAAAGGUCGUUCGUAUACUGCCAGAAACAGAAAGAUCAUGGAUCAACGUCUGAAGGCUUUAUACUUCACAGAUCCAUGCAGGAUGAUACACGACGUGGCCAACUACGAUCCAUAUUUUGUUCAAGGAAGAGAUGCGACUGGGAGAGUCGGCCUAUCCACUGAACAAAAGCUUACAUGCGCCAUGAGACAACUCGCAUAUGGGGUCACAGUCGACUUCUUUGAUGAUUACAUGGAUAUUGCAGAAUCCACUGCCAUCGAGAUUUUGGAACACUUCACCAGAGCAAUAUGGAAUGUGUACCAUGAGCAUUAUCUCCGCCGACCAACAUCAGCUGAUCUGCGACGACUUCUCGACAAGGCAGCAGAAAGAGGAUUUCCAGGAAUGAUCGGGAGCCUCGAUUGUAUGCACUGGCAGUGGAAAAAUUGUCCCACCGGAUGGGGAGGCCAGUAUACUAGCUAUAAGGGGAAACCAACAAUCAUCUUGGAGGCAGUGGCAUCCUACGAUACUUGGAUUUGGCACGCCUACUUCGGCCUUCCAGGUUCCCUAAACGAUAUUAAUGUCCUUGGACAGUCACCUUUGUUUAAUGAUGUGGCUCGUGGUGAAACUCCUCAGGUGAGCUAUGAAGUACAAAAUAGGCAUUAUGGGCAAUGUUAUUAUCUUGUUGAUGACAUUUACCCAAAAUGGGCCUCAUUUGUUCAAGCAAUCAAAAACCUGAGGACGUCGCAGACAAAACAUUUCACAAGGAUGCAAGAAGCAUACAGAAAAGAUGUGGAGAGAGCUUUUGUUAUUCUUCAAGCUCGUUGGGCAAUCAUAAGAGGGCCAGCUCGUGGAUGGAGUAAGGAGAAUCUUCAGUUCAUCAUGAUGACGUGCAUUAUCUUGCAUAAUAUGAUUGUUGAAGAUGAGCAUGAUGAAGAUGCAGCUGAGCCAUUUGAUCCAAAUGACAUUCCCACCAUACCAAAAAGGCACACAUAUAUGACAGAAUCCCUGAUCAAGACACCUCUGUUGAUUGCAAUCCAAACCGGCUAA